GACCUCGGAGCUGCCGGGAGCUGCUCACCAGGGGCCAGACCGUGAGCGGCUGGCACACCAUCUACCUGCCCGACUGCCGGCCGCUGACCGUGCUGUGCGACAUGGACACGGACGGCGGGGGCUGGACCGUGAUCCAGCGCAGGGUGGACGGCUCCGUGGACUUCUACCGGGACUGGGCCGCCUACAAGCAGGGCUUCGGCAGCCAGCUGGGCGAGUUCUGGCUGGGCAACGACAACAUCCACGCCCUGACCGCCAAUGGAACCAACGAGCUCCGUGUGGACCUGGUGGACUUCCAGGGCAACCACUACUUUGCCAAGUACCAGUCGUUCAGGGUGGGGAGCGAGGCCGAGAAGUACAAGCUGAUCCUGGGCGCCUUUACUGGGGGCAACGCCGGUGACUCCCUGACCCAACACAACAACUUCCAGUUCUCCACGAAAGACCAGGAUAACGACAGGUCCUCCUCCAACUGCGCCGAGACUUACCAGGGCGCCUAUUGGUACAAUGGCUGCCUCAACUCCAACCUGAAUGGGCGCUACCUUGGGGGCACCCACCAGAGCUAUGCAAAUGGCAUUAACUGGCAGUCCGGGAAGGGGCUCAACUACAGCUACAAGGUGGCUGAGAUGAAGGUGCGGCCCGUGUAG
Myotis lucifugus (little brown bat) is the source of this 641-nucleotide messenger RNA. RefSeq names its product ficolin-2-like. The annotation marks the transcript as partial. The transcript has 4 exons. The record is from RefSeq and is a predicted model, not a curated record. Lineage: Eukaryota; Metazoa; Chordata; Mammalia; Chiroptera; Vespertilionidae.